Oreochromis niloticus (Nile tilapia) is the source of this 4007-nucleotide messenger RNA. RefSeq names its product sp9 transcription factor (gene sp9). Lineage: Eukaryota; Metazoa; Chordata; Actinopteri; Cichliformes; Cichlidae. Gene Ontology annotation, molecular function: DNA-binding transcription factor activity, RNA polymerase II-specific; RNA polymerase II cis-regulatory region sequence-specific DNA binding. Gene Ontology annotation, biological process: regulation of transcription by RNA polymerase II. The record is from RefSeq and is a predicted model, not a curated record.
GCUCGCUACAACUAGGUAGUGUUGGGAGCUGCGAGCCAAGAGAGAAACCGUGUGACCUGAGUCAACACGGUAAAUCUGACACAAAUUGGAGCCAUACAGCACUGAAAUCGCGAACCCUCUCAUCACAGCACAGACCCUGGAUAUGGCUACGUCUAUACUUGGGGAAGAACCACGGUUUGGAACUACACCUCUAGCGAUGCUGGCUGCAACUUGUAACAAAAUUGGCAACACCAGUCCUCUUACAACUUUACCUGACUCCAGCGCUUUCUCGAAAGGUGGAUUUCACCCGUGGAAAAGAUCCUCCUCCAGCUGCAACUUAGGAUCCAGUCUGCCCGGUUUCACGGUAGCGACGAGCCGCGCUUCGACAGGACUAACACAGACCAGUGGCACGAGCAACAGCGCCUUUUGCUUAGCCUCCACCUCCCCGACCUCGUCUGCGUUUUCCACAGAGUACAGCGGUCUGUUUUCCAACUCCGCCAGCGUCACAACCCAGGAAUCUGGACAGUCAGCUUUUAUCUCCAAAGUCCACACAUCAGCAGAGACUCUGUACCCGCGCGUGGGGAUGGCGCACCCCUAUGAGUCGUGGUACAAGUCGGGGUUCCACUCAACCAUCUCCGGUGACGUUACCAAUGGUGCGUCCUCGUGGUGGGACGUUCACACAAAUCCCGGGUCGUGGCUCGAUGUCCAGAACCCCGCGAGCACCCUUCAGACCUCUCUGCACUCCGGCACCCCGCAGGCUAUCCACUCCCAGCUCAGUGGCUACAACCCGGACUUCUCCUCGCUGACCCACUCGGCGUUUAGCUCCACUGGAAUCAGCCCCUCAGCGUCUCACCUACUGUCCACCAGCCAGCACCUGUUAACGCAGGACGGUUUCAAAACAGUCAUCCCCUCUUACACAGACGCUUCUGCCGCCAACGCCAUGAUUUCAGGGGGCAGUUCAGGAAUAAGUAGCUCCUCGAGGUCGUCCAGGAGGUACUCUGGCAGAGCAACAUGCGACUGCCCGAACUGCCAGGAGGCUGAGCGGCUUGGACCCGCCGCCAGCCUGCGGAGAAAGGGACUCCACAGCUGCCACAUUCCCGGCUGCGGUAAAGUGUACGGAAAGACGUCUCACCUCAAAGCGCAUUUGAGAUGGCACACCGGCGAGCGGCCUUUUGUCUGCAACUGGCUUUUCUGUGGCAAAAGGUUCACUCGGUCCGACGAGCUCCAGAGACAUCUGCGCACCCACACCGGCGAGAAAAGGUUUGCUUGCCCGGUUUGUAACAAGCGCUUUAUGCGGAGUGACCAUUUGAGCAAGCACAUCAAAACUCACACGGCAGGUGGAGGAGGCAAAAAGGGGAGCGACAGUGACACCGACACCAGUAACCUGGAGACCCCGAGGUCCGAGUCCCCAGAACUUAUUUUGGAAGGGGUGAACCCCAGAAUUACUGUUAAGGAUCCGUCUCCUCACGACGAGCCCUGAGGCAUUUCCCAAAAAUCAAUCCAGAUUAAAACAAAAAACAAAAACACACAAAUAAUAAUAAUAAUAAAAAACUGCACAGCAAUGAAAACGGGUCUUAUCUGACGGACAAUAAAGGGGAAAAUGUUUCCAGAAGCGAUAGCAAAAUCUAAAAAAAUAUAUAUUCUCCACAGGCGUGACGAGUAUUUCAUUCGUAAAUUCAUCUUUAAAAAAAAGAAAGGAAAAAAAAAAGAGUGAUUUACUGUAGGCCUUCGGAAAAUUUGAGGGAGACAGCUUGAAAAUGAAAUGGAUGUUUGCUAAUGCGCGAAACCUGUUGAACUUUGGUUGGACAAUGUGAGUUACACCUUGUAUAUUGACGACUAAACUAUGUGUUAUUUUCAUGUAAAUGUUAGGCUAUGAUUGUUUUAUUCGUGUUGGUAUCCUGGAAAUCAGGGAGUUUACUUUCGACGCACUUUGUGGAUAUGUAUGUAAACGGCUUUUUAAACUUUGGUUAACCAUUUUAUUUCUUUGCUAAAAAAAUUUAUCUAUAUAUAAAUGUUUACCUGUAUAAAGUCACACGUAUAAGGCUUUCAUUUUAUCGUAAUUAAAACAUCUUAAAAAAGGCUGUAAGUGUGUGAUGUAGAGUUUAUAUAUUUUUUUUGUUUAUUUAUUAGGUUUAAAUCUAAAAAUAUAAUUUUUAAAUUUUUUAAUUUUAUAAAGUGUGACAGCUCAUCACAGGCUUUUUUUCUUCUUAAAAUCACCUACAAUACGUCGACUUUAACUAUUUCCUCUAUGGAAUAAAUCAAUGUUUAAUGCCCCGGAAAAGACAUUUCAUGCCCAAAUGAAAAUCUUGUUAAAUGGUAUUAAUUAUGACUUGGAGCACAUCGCAGCCCCAUGUGUCUUGUAUUUGCGAUUAGGGAUUCGUGUCUUAUCAAAUAUCUAAUUAAUCUCCGAGACAUCUUUUGUUCGGUUUCACUUUAUCGAGGGGUUUCCAAGGGGGUUCGCUGACAAAGGUCCCCGAAUAUUUAUUCUAAUUGUCCAAAUUAACUGCUUUCAUUUGCAUACCAAUCGAUGGACCGAGAAUAAGGAUGUGGCUUCUUUCUCUUUGCCAGAAACACGUUAUGGGAACAGUUUUUUAAACUUCAGAAAAAGACGGGGGGCAAAGAGUCACAUGCAAAUGUUGAAUUUUAAAAUGCUCUUUGCACGGCGCAGUCAAACGGUGGCUGCAUGUUAUUUGAAUAUCAGUGGCCCCGUACUGAAAGGGUUCAAGGAUGCUCUCUGACUUCUUUGUGCUUACCCAGUGCAGCGUCCGACUCUCAAAGAAAAGGCCGGGGAAUAAUUACAGCAUGAAUCCAGGACUAGGAAUACGUCACGGAAAAGCAUCUCAUCCAGACACCCUCUUUUUUUUCCCCUUUUCUUUUUAAAGAGGAUGUUAAAUUGACCAGAAGGCAAUAGGAGGGAAAUUAUUUUCAUUUCCUUUUGUGUAGCAGCGGCUUCAAGGAAACAGGCAGAAAGUGAAAACUAUCAAAUUACUACAUUUCCAAUCUGAAUUUAAUCAAAAAAAUAUAUAAACAGCCUAAAUAAUAACGCUGAAAUUUAAUAUUUUGUCGACACGUUCAGCAACUGUUUUUUUUUCUCCACAAUAUUAUUAUUAUUUUUUGGGGGGGGAGGCAAAAUGUGUGAAUUUUUUUUUAUCGACAUCAAAACAAUUUGCAAAAUCUGCAAUUUUUAAGUCUAAAUGUCAAAGAAAAAUCGCUACAAAAAUUCAUUAAAACUCUACAGGUUAUAUUUAAUGUAAAUGUAAAUGUCUCACGUAAAAGUAGCCAAUGAAAUAACUGUAAUUGUAACUGCCUUAAUACAUUACAAUCAAAUUAAUACACAUCUACUGCAUGCCUUAUAACGGGGUGUUACUAUGCUCGCUGGCUAUUUGUACAUAAAUUAUUCUUUGUCUAUUUUUAUUUAACGCCCGGAAAAAGCCCAUCGAGCGUUUUACAGAGAUUCAGGGAUAACGCACUUUAAAGGCCAUUAAAAUUCGGGGAAACUGGUCUUAAAUUUUUGUGCCCAUUACUAAAAAAUAAAAUAAAAUAAUAAUAAUAAUAAUAAUUUGUGGAUUAAAAAAAAGUGUAUGAAAUCUCUAUGAGGUGUCCAGAGCAUAAAGAAAACACACGGGUAUAAACACUGACGGCUCAUCAGUCCACGUCUUCACUUUCAUGAAAUUUGACAUUAAACUGAAACAUCGCGAUAAAUAACUCCAUGAACUCAUAGAUUUAAAGAUUUAAUCAAAAAAUUAACAGUCCUGCUUUUAACAAAAAAAAAAAAAAAAUCUAAACAAUUUCACAAACACAAUCAUAAAAGUAAGAUUUAAAAAUUGCAUCAGAUUAAUUUUUUUAUUAUUUUUUUUGGAAGUGACCUGAAAAGGAGUCCAGCAUUUUCCCAUCAAUGGAUCAGAUGCAAAUUACUUUCAAUGGUAACCAAUUCAUUUAGACCCUUUCAUACAGUACAAAACAGCAUCAGUGUGCACUGACAUGCAUCUAGAUAUUUUCUGUUGACUGCUUCCCUCUGCUGGAAGAAA